AUGCAAUAUCAAGAACCACAACAACAGCCAUAUCUUGCAUCUCUUUUAGAGCAAGAAAACAUGCCAGUGAUGGGUUCUUAUAUACCACCAUCGCUUUCUUAUUCUCACAUGCUAUCGUCAGCCUAUGAUCUGGCAUCUGCCAAUGUUGAAUAUCCAUGGAAUUGGUACCUCAAGAAUGAAGAUCUCAAUGCAAGCGUUAUUUGUUCUCCUUCCUUUCCCCAUGAUGUUACCAUCACUGCUGUGCCACCACCACCACCACCAUCGCAACUUGAGCAACCCAUGCUCCCUUAUCCGUCUCCAGAGAUACAUCACCUUUCUCCACCAGCAAUGACUCCAACAAUGGCUACAAUGAUGCUCUCACCAUCCCCAGAGCUUUCUCCAUAUCCUGAGGAGCCUCCUAUGUACAUGUCUCCAACACCAACAAACUAUACCUUCCCUAUGGACACACCUAGCGGUGAUACCCAAGGCCUUUUUUCUUCCGUUCCAAUAAUGAAUUUCGGCAAUGACAGCUCUGAUGGAUCCAUUGGUAUUAUGACUCCUCCUUCUUCUCCUAUGCCAAAGUACAGUCGAUCCAAAACACCUCCUACUACGCAUCGCCAACGACCUAUCUACAAGUGCGAUACUUGCAAUAAGACAUUCACUCGACCUUACAACUUGAGAUCUCAUCAACGUACACAUAAUAACGACCGCCCUUAUCCUUGCGACCAUCCUGGGUGCAAAUGGAGAUUUGCAAGACCCCAUGACCUUAAACGGCAUCAAUUGUUGCACAGCGGCAUCAAACCUCAUAAAUGCGAACAUUGCAACCUACGCUUUGCCCGACGUGAUGCUUUGCGCAGACAUUGGCAUGUGGAGAAGAAAUGUGGUGAUGCUGAAAAGCACUUUCCCACUGCCAAGCUACACCGCCGACGACGUGAUAACAAGACAAAAUGA
Messenger RNA from Lichtheimia ornata, 930 nucleotides. RefSeq lists its product as uncharacterized. The record is from RefSeq and is a predicted model, not a curated record. The transcript has a single exon. Gene Ontology annotation, biological process: regulation of transcription by RNA polymerase II. Bases 1 to 930 code for a protein of 309 amino acids. Gene Ontology annotation, molecular function: RNA polymerase II cis-regulatory region sequence-specific DNA binding; DNA-binding transcription factor activity, RNA polymerase II-specific. NCBI's taxonomy places the organism in Eukaryota, Fungi, Mucoromycota, Mucoromycetes, Mucorales, Lichtheimiaceae.